AUGCUUAUUCUUUGCUUAUUGACAAGUUACUUCAUCGGUAUUGCACCUGUCGACCUUUCAUGUCUUUUCUCUUUCAUUUUCCUCUUCUUUCUCUUUCAUUUUCCUCUUCUUUCUCUUUCAUUUCUCAAUUCCACAUCCUUCUCUUUCAUUUCCCUUUAUUCUUUCCUUUACUUUUACUUCUCAUUUCCACUUCCUUCUCUCUCAUUUUCCUUCUUUCUUUCUUUCAUUUUCAUUUUUAAUUUCCCCUUCCAUCUGUUUCAUUUCCUCUUCUUUCUCUACCAUUUCUCAUUUCCCCUUCGUUCUCAUUCAUUUUCCUUCUUUCCUUCCUUCACUUUCAUUUUUCAUUUCCUCACCCUUCUCUUUCAUUUUCCUUCUUUCUUUCCUUCACUUUCAUUUCCCCUUCAUUCUCUCUCAUUUCCUCUUCUUUCUCUCUCAUCUCUCAUUUCCACUUCCUUCUCUUUCAUUUUCCUUCAUUCCUUCCUUCAAUUUUACUUCACACUUUCAAUUCAUUGUCUUUCCUUUUCCUUCCUUCACUUUCAUUUUUCAUUCCCUCACCCUUCUCUUUCAUUUUCCUUCUUUCUUUCCUUCACUUUCAUUUCCCCUUCAUUCUCUCUCAUUUCCUCUUCUUUCUCUCUCAUCUCUCAUUUCCACUUCCUUCGCUUUCAUUUUCCUUCAUUCCUUCCUUCAAUUUUACUUCACACUUUCAAUUCAUUGUCUUUCCUUUUCCUUCCUUCACUUUCAUUUUUCAUUCCCUCACCCUUCUCUUUCAUUUUCCUUCUUUCUUUCAUUCACUUUCAUUUCCUCUUCUUUCUCUUUCAUUUCUCAUUUCUCAUUUCCCCUUCCUUCUCAUUCAUCUUCCUUCUUUCAUUUUCAUUUCUCAUUUCCCUUUUCUUCUUUUAUUUCAUCUUCUUUAUCUUUCAUUUAUUAUUUUUCCUUUUUUAUCUUUCAUUUCACCUACUUCUCUUUCAGUUCUCAUCUUUCCUUCCUUCGCCUUCAUUUUUCAUUCUAGUCCUUUUUCUCCUUCAUUCCACAUUCUUUCACUGCUUGCCUUUCAUUUUCAAUCUUUUCUCCCUUCUCAGUCUUUACUCCUUUUCUCUUCUUUUUCUCACUCUUUUCGUCUUUCUCUUUCUUUAUCUCCUUCUCUUUCCUUCAAUACUCUUUUCUUACUUUUUAUUUUAUUUCUUUCGUUUUCUCUACUUCUUUGUCAUUUCUUCUUUCCUUCUCUUUUAUUUCACAUUCUUCCCCACCGUUUUUUUUUUUAUUUAUUAUUCUUUCUCUCAUUCCUAA
Acanthosepion pharaonis is the source of this 1287-nucleotide messenger RNA. The record is from the annotation of a GenBank genome assembly. NCBI's taxonomy places the organism in Eukaryota, Metazoa, Mollusca, Cephalopoda, Sepiida, Sepiidae.